Messenger RNA from Mercurialis annua (annual mercury), 1368 nucleotides. RefSeq lists its product as uncharacterized. Lineage: Eukaryota; Viridiplantae; Streptophyta; Magnoliopsida; Malpighiales; Euphorbiaceae. The record is from RefSeq and is a predicted model, not a curated record. The transcript has a single exon. The coding region runs from base 1 to 1368 and encodes 455 amino acids.
AUGGACAACAUGACUGACGACGAAGUGUGGUUACGCCUGUUCCCAUUUUCUCUGAGGGAUAAGGCGAAACAAUGGCUUCACGCUCUACCUAGCGCAGGCAUUAACACUUGGUCAGAUUUGGCGAAAGCUUUCUUGCACAAGUAUUUCUCCAUGGCAAAGACUGCAAAGCUGACAAGGGAUAUUAUGCUCUAUCAGCAACUUGAUGGGGAAUCAGUUCAUGAAGCAUGGGAGCGCUAUAAGGAGAUGCAGAGGCAAGUUCCGCAUCAUAACAUCACUCGGGAGAAUCUGAUCCAAACCUUUUAUAAUGGAGCAACUGAACUGGGGAGAAGCACUAUUGACGCAGGCGCAGGAGGGUUUCUGAUGAGAAAAACGGGGGAUGAAGCAUUCGAUCUGUUAAACGAGAUGGCAGUAAAUGGCUGUUUUUGGCCAUCUGAAAGGGCGAAGGCCCCUGCGCAGAGAGGAGUUAUGGCAGUUACUGUUGAUUCUGCAAUGGAGGCUUUAAAAUCAAAGACUGCAGCACUGCAAAAUCAAGUGGAUUUUCUUACACGGCAGGCUGCAGGAGUUAAUAUUAACAGUGUAGCUGCCAUUCAGAGUAACUGCGAGGUACGUGGGGAGCAUGGUCACAUGUCGAAUGAAUGUUCUGUAUGGGGUCAGCCUAACAAUGAACAAGUCAAUUUUGUGGGAGGGCAAAGACAGGGCAAUGAUCCAUACGCCUCCACUUACAACCCAGGAUGGAGGAAUCACCCGAAUUUCUCAUGGAAGGACAAUGGGGGUAAUGCCAACAAUCAGGAAGGUCCGAGCUUUCAGGGCGAACAGAGGCCACAACACAAUCAGGGCAACUACCAGAAUCAAGGGAACUUUCAGAAUCAGGGGAAUUUCCAGCAUCAGAACAACCGACCGCAGCAUCCUCCUGGCUUCCAACAAAGAGAGCAAGGCGAGUCUCUCCACAGCAAGUUUGAUAAAUUGAUGGAGAUGAUGAUGAAUAAGGAUGCCGAGACGCAGCAAACAUUUAAAAAUCAUGCUGCCACAAUUCAUAACCUUGAGGUGCAAAAUCAGCAGAUGGCUAAAGCACUGCAAAGUAGAAGUCAGGGGGGUUUACCAUCCACUACUGAGGAAAACCCCAGAGAGCAUCUCAAGGCUAUUGAGUUGAGAAGUGGGAAAUCACUGGAUGAUCCAUAUGCAGGACGUGCUACAGUUGAGGCGGAAAAGGAACAGUGUGAGGGUGAGGGUGACGAGCCUGAAAAGGUAGUUGCUAAACCACCUCCACCACCUCCUUUUGUGCCAAAGGUGCCAUUCCCACUCAGAGUGAAGAAGCCGCAGGACACUUGGAAGUUUCACAAAUUUCUUGAAACUUUCAAGAAGCUAUAG